Molecule: messenger RNA, 1575 nt
Organism: Magnusiomyces paraingens
Lineage: Eukaryota; Fungi; Ascomycota; Dipodascomycetes; Dipodascales; Dipodascaceae
Exons: 2
Coding region: 1-1575 (524 amino acids)
Biological process (GO): GPI anchor biosynthetic process
Cellular component (GO): glycosylphosphatidylinositol-mannosyltransferase I complex; membrane
Molecular function (GO): alpha-1,4-mannosyltransferase activity; GPI mannosyltransferase activity
Source: RefSeq, a predicted model, not a curated record
AUGGGCGUGCAGGAUCCAUUGGAAAGCUCUGCUGCCCAAGGCCCCGCUGAAACCGCGGCAUCUUUUUCAUCAGGCAUUGAUACCUCAGAUACCCAUGCAUCCAUAAGAAAAGCAUCGAGAGAAAAAAACACACAAACUGGCAAACCACCAGUGGCUGUGGUGUCUAAAGGCAACAAGAUUCUUUCAUUCAUUUUGCGACCCAAAGUUGCGAUAGCAAUUGCAAUUAUCCAGCGAAUCAUUAUAUUUUUCUGGGGUCUCUACCAAGAUGCCAACAUGGAACCUCGGUUCACAGACAUUGAUUAUUUCGUCUUUACAGAUGCAUCGCGGUUUAUGGCGUCAUCAACCACAACAAUAGUAAACGGGGCUCCGGUAACCGUCUCUGGAACCCCGUACGACCGCGAGACAUACCGAUACACGCCUAUAUUAGCCUGGCUACUUGUUCCCACAAGCACCUGGUUUUUCAGUUUUGGCAAGGUGCUGUUUGCAGUUGGAGAUAUUGUUGCGGGCGUGCUUAUUCUGCGCAUUCUCAUUCGCAUCCAGAAAAUACAAGAGUCCAAAGCUGUACUCUAUACCUCUGCAGUCUGGUUACUUAACCCCAUGGUGUCUGCUAUUUCCACUCGGGGAUCAUCAGAAGGCCUGCUGGGUGCAAUUGUCAUGGUGUUUGUGUAUGCUGUUUCUGCACGCCAGAUUGCCUUGGCAGGCCUGGUGGCUGGCUUUGCCGUACAUUUUAAGAUAUACCCCAUCAUUUACAUUCCAACAGUGAUUUGGUCGCUUGCCAGCAAUACCCCAGAGAUAAAAGAAAAAGAAGAAGAGAAGAAUGAGAUUCGGAACAAAGGCCGAGAUUCGAUCUUUCCGGCCAGUGUUGCGAAAAAGUCAGCGGUUUUAAACUUUGUCAAUCGAGAUAGAGUUGUGUUUGGGGUUACGAGUGCGGUAACAUUUUUGCUCCUGACCCUGUGGAUGUACCAGAUUUACGGGUGGCCGUUUUUGCAGCAUACUUAUCUUCAUCAUUUGUCACGCAUUGACCAUCGCCAUAACUAUUCCCCUUAUUCAACGCUGCUAUACAUGUCGUCGUCACCACCAGCCACGGAGAGCUAUGCGGCAGCUGUUGCUAGCGGUAAUGGGUUUAGAGAGUUUGCAUACAAGGUUCUGGGCCAGCCAUCAGCGUGGGCCUUUUUCCCUCAGUUGCUGCUGAGCGGAAUUCUGCUGCCUCUUUUGUUUGCGAAGCGGGAUGUGCCCAAGACAUUGUUUUUGCAGACAUUUGCGUUUGUGACGUUCAACAAGGUGUGCACGGCCCAAUACUUUAUGUGGUAUAUGGUGCUGCUACCGUUUUACCUUCCCUCGCUCAUCAAUUACCUGACGUGUGCUGAUGAUAAGAACAAAAAGAAGGGCUGUGGAGUGUUGGUUGGCUUGACCAUGGCGGGACUGUGGGUUGGGUCACAAGUCUUGUGGGUGCGUCAGGCGUACUUGGUAGAGUUUCUGGGUGUGUCAACGUUUUACCCCGGGCUUUUCACAGCAACCUUGAUUUUUUUCAUUGUCAACUGUCUUUGCCUUGGACUUUUCAUCAGGGCCAUGUAA